Molecule: messenger RNA, 1194 nt
Organism: Haliotis rubra (blacklip abalone)
Lineage: Eukaryota; Metazoa; Mollusca; Gastropoda; Lepetellida; Haliotidae
Exons: 6
Source: RefSeq, a predicted model, not a curated record
UCAUUCAAGUUCAAGGUCCGUGCGUCAAACGAUGCUCACGUGGCCCUGCUUCAGGAAGAUGGAGUAACCAAUCGGAACAUAUACGAGAUUGUGAUUGGCGGAUGGGGAAACACCCAAUCAGUGAUCAGAACAGGCAUGCAGCAUGAUAACAGGGUGACAGCUGGUCACGGGCCAUUGAGUGCAAGUCACUUCCGUGACUUCUGGAUUUCUUGGGAUAGCGGUGUGAUCUCUGUUGGAACUGGCACGGCUGUUGGAGUUGGGAGCUUCAUGUCGUGGACAGAUUCCGCCCCUUCCCCCGUCAGGUACAUCGCUGUGUCGACUGGAUGGGGGUCAACGGGUGUGUGGCGGUUUGCUCCGACUUCCGAUGUCUCACUCACGACGAACACAGAUUACCAAUACCAGUCUCUGCACAGUCUGGGUGUGGAUGUGGCGUCUAGAGCCACGUCCUUCACGUUCAAGGUCCGUGCGUCAAACGAUGCUCACGUGGCCCUGCUACAGGAUGAAGGAGUAACCGAUCGGAACAUAUACGAGGUUGUGAUUGGUGGAUGGGGUAACACCCAAUCAGUGAUCAGGACAGGCAUGCAGCACGCCAACAGGGUGACAGCUCGCCACCGACCACUGAACGGCACUCAGUUCCGUGACUUCUGGAUUUCUUGGGAGGAUGGCGUGAUCUCUGUUGGAACCGGGAAGGUUGUUGGCGUUGGGAUGUUCAUGUCGUGGACAGACCCUCCCCUCACCCCGUCAGGUACAUCGCUGUGUCUACUGGGUGGAGGGCAACGGGUCUGUGGAGAGCGCAUACUCCCAUUGGCUUGCCUUGCAACGGGCAACGACUACCACUACCAUUCCCUCGAUGAUCUGGGCUUUCACCUCAACGAACAAACAGCCUUCACCUUCUGGGUAAAGACCACCAAAGACGCUCACAUCGCCUUGCUUAGCAACAGAGACAACUACGAUUAUAGCAUGUUCGAAAUAGUCAUAGGAGGCUGGGGAAACACCAUGUCCGUCAUCAGAAACAGGAAGCAAGGACCAAAUCUUGCUUCUGUGCGCCACACACCGCUUUCUGGAAGCAAGCACCUGCCAUUCUGGAUAAGCUUCAGCGCUGAUACUAUCGCCAGCCAGUUGAUCCACAAAACAACAGGACCCUUCACAGCUGUUGCAAGAAUGGGAAGAAUACCUGGUUCAACUUCAACCUAA